Molecule: messenger RNA, 1381 nt
Organism: Brassicogethes aeneus
Lineage: Eukaryota; Metazoa; Arthropoda; Insecta; Coleoptera; Nitidulidae
Source: the annotation of a GenBank genome assembly
AAACAUAACCUCAAAACAAAAUGUCAACAAACGUUGAAAAUGAUGGUUUAAAGGAAGAAAAUCACCACAAACAAUUGGAAUUAUGCACCACAAGGCCUGCAUAUAGACAGGGGAAAAAAUUAACCGCCGUCAAGGUAUACACGGUAAACAACGAAUCUCAACACUUAUUCAUAUACGGGGUGCCCAAAAUAAACCUACGCUCAGAAUUAAAAACGCUGUGUUCAAGAUACGGCACAGUAACGAAUAUUCACGCUACUGAAGGUUAUAAGACUGAAAUAUUCACCGAAUGUUAUCAUGUGGUGUUUGAUAGAAUACAAUCAGCUAGAAUUGCGAAGAGGUUGAUUGAUACGAGGUCUUUUUACGGGGGGGUUUUGCACGUGUGUUACGCCCCUGAGUUUGAGAGUGUGGAGGAGACCAGAGUGAAGUUGCAGCAAAGAAAUACGGAUGUUUUGAGGAGGUUACCAAAAGUUGAGGGUUUUGUACCACAAGUUAAAAGGAAAGAUUUUGGCAGUUUUAAAAGUGAUAAAAAGAAAGUUAAAAGUGGUAAGGUUGCAAUUAUGGAUAUUUAUUGCAAGGAUGAUCCAAUUUUGCAAAGUUAUGAAGAAAGUUGUAAAGAAGUAUUACCUAGUUGUAGUAAAACUGUAGAAACGCCAGUGGUAAUAGAAAAAUCUGUAAAAAAAUUAACUAACCUAAUUCCCACACAAGUGAAGAGGAUUGUUUUUAGGAAAAAAUAAACACCAGUUAAAUAAUUAUUGUUUAUUCAUAAUAAAUGCAAUAAAUAAAAUUUGUUCUUACAUCUACCUUAUUAGUGUAUUAGGAAUUGCUUUGGUGGUGAUAUUUCCCCCGGAUUUGGUGAGCAAAUUAUUUCCUUGCCACUGUGCCACGCAGUUGGCAUUUGUUUUAAGAUCCACGGCGAUUUUUUCCCAUACUUUUUUCUUGGGGUUCAAAACUUCAUCGGGGUUACCAUCUUCAUAGUUUUCGAUGAGGAUUCUCUCGCCUGGGAGGGAAUCUUCUGGGGGGAUCAGGGUUUCCAGUUUAUCCUCCUCUUCAAUCUUGCAGCACAAAACCAUGCCGUGGGAUUCGAUGCCCCUCAACUUGGCCGGUUUCAAGUUGCAUAGAACAACAACACUUCUACCUCUCAUUUCUUCGAUUGAGAUGUAUUUAACCAAACCGCUUACGAUUGUUCUGGGUUGCUCUUCACCCAAGUCGAUUUUGCUCACGUACAAACUCUCAGCGUCCGGGUGCACGUUUACUUCCACUAUUUUGCCCACCCUUAAGUCCAAACGACUCGCCACAAUUUCUUCUACAGCCGCAGUUUGAUUUCCGCCCUCUAAAACAAGUAAAACGUUUGUGAAGGACCUGUUCUUGUAUGCACCUUGGC